AUGGCUGUUGGAAAGAACAAGCGUCUCUCAAAGGGCAAAAAAGGUCUCAAGAAGAAGACCCAAGACCCUUUCACUCGAAAGGACUGGUAUCAAGUCAAGGCUCCCUCGUCGUUUCAGAUCAGAGAUUUCAGUGUCGGCAAAACUCUUGUUAAUCGGACAACCGGUCUUAAACACGCCAACGACGCCCUAAAGGGCCGGAUAUUCGAGGUUUCACUUGCAGACCUCCAGAAGGAUGAGGAUCAUGCAUUCCGCAAGGUCAAGUUGAGAGUCGACGAAGUUCAAGGAAAGAACUGCCUAACCAACUUCCACGGACUGGACUUCACAUCCGACAAGCUUCGGUCGUUGGUGCGAAAGUGGCAAACACUGAUCGAAGCAAACCUAACCGUUAAAACAACGGACGACUAUCUUAUCCGUCUCUUCGCUAUCGCUUUCACCAAGCGGAGGCCGAACCAAAUCAAGAAAACCACCUACGCUGCAUCUUCGCAAAUUCGCGCCAUCCGAAAAAAGAUGAUGGAAAUAAUUCAGCGCGAAGCUUCCAGCUGUACCCUCACACAACUCACCGCGAAACUUAUCCCUGAGGUGAUUGGACGGGAAAUUGAGAAGGCCACGCAGGGUAUCUACCCUCUUCAGAAUGUACAUAUCCGAAAGGUCAAACUCCUUAAGGCCCCAAAGUUCGACCUAGGCGCCCUUCUUAACCUACAUGGUGAAUCGAGCACGGAUGAUGCUGGCCAACGAGUUGAGCGUGAUUUCAAAGAGCAGGUGCUGGAUUCCGUGUAA
This is a messenger RNA of Blumeria graminis f. sp. triticale, 777 nucleotides long. The record is from the annotation of a GenBank genome assembly. Lineage: Eukaryota; Fungi; Ascomycota; Leotiomycetes; Helotiales; Erysiphaceae.